Messenger RNA from Rhincodon typus (whale shark), 2253 nucleotides. It is a transcript of the gene naprt, whose product is annotated as nicotinate phosphoribosyltransferase. The coding region runs from base 209 to 2104 and encodes 631 amino acids. NCBI's taxonomy places the organism in Eukaryota, Metazoa, Chordata, Chondrichthyes, Orectolobiformes, Rhincodontidae. The record is from RefSeq and is a predicted model, not a curated record. Gene Ontology annotation, biological process: NAD+ biosynthetic process. The transcript is spliced from 11 exons.
UGAUUGGCCUGUGGUCGGGCCCGCCCCUUGAAGGACGACGGCGCGCGGUGUAUUCAAACCCGGAGACAGCUUGACAGCUUAACAGCUACUUGCCCGCGCGCUCGCUAACCCACCUGGACCAACCGUCUCACCUCAGCGCGUUCCCGAGAUCAUCGCCCCCCCCCACCCCCCCGGCAACUCUUCAGCCCCGUCCUCACGGUGACCCAUCAUGGCGGCUGGCCUCCGUGUCCUUUUCCUUCUCGUUCUCUUCUUUGCCCUCGCCGCUACCGGCUGCUCGGAAGCUUUCGGCUGGUUCCUCCGUAGGGAAGCGGCUGGGAGUCCCACUCCUUCUCCCUCUGCCGCCGGCGACCCGCAGCCCCUCUUCGAGAUGACCGCGGUCGACGCGAAGUUUGUGUCCGAAGGCCGGCAACUGGAUCUGAGCCUGCUGGACAGCUGUCAUCACCAGGUAAUAGCUCAGUUAACAACCUCCUGCAGUGAUCUCUCAGAAGAGGAGCUCGCCAAACUUGGGGUGUCCUUAUUCAACUGUCAAGCGGCUGCUGAACAUCGGCUAACUUACCCAUGCACUGCAGAUAUGACGUUGGCUGAAUGUACAGAGGCUAUGGACCCGGACACGUGGAAUGCAUACCAUAUAGUUAGUAAUCGGGCACGCUCUGUGUGCUAUGCCACACGACAGCAGGAUUUCAAAAAGAGGACUGAGAUGACAGUGAACUCACUAGUGGCUUCAGCUUCCAGUCAGUUAGAAGCCAUGAAAAUGCUAAAGGAUGGACAAAAGGAACUACGAGAGCUGACUGCCUCGUCACUUGAAAAAGUCGUUAAGAGUCAGAAUGAGUUGCUGGAGCAGCAGGAGCAGCUUCAAGGUGGUCAGCAAGAGCUGGAGACUUCAAUCAAUGGAAACCUGGAGAAGCUGACUAAGGAAAAAGAACUUAUUGCUAGUGGACACCAGCAAGUUGCCAAGUUGAUUGAAGGCAUUACAUUAACAAUGGAAAACGUCACUAAACAAUUGGCUCAUCAGGAUUCAGAGCUACAAGAAGGUCAUCGAGCAAUUCUAACUGACUUGCUGGAGGUCCGGGCACGUGCUCAUCAGGUCUACACCAAACUGGAUUCGAACCUGGCUUUAUUUUCUGCUCACCAAUCCCAAACUGCCAUUUAUUAUGAUCAGUUAAUGGAGAAGCUACAGAAGAUGAACCAGACUGUGGGCAUGGUGAUGUACAUGAUUGACCACCUUGAGCUAGGAGUAAGCCAAAGGUUAAACAGCAUCCAGCACUUCCUGAGCUGGACAGGAAACAACCUCCAUGUGAUCUACACCUGCACCGUACAUGUCAGUUAUUUUCUGGUCGCCGCUCUCAUCAUGACAUUCUUGCAAACGCCAAGUUUCUCUCGAGCAGUGUUGUUAAUUCUGGUGGUGUUGAAUGCUCUCUCCAAGUUCAACCAUUGUGUGUCCAUGGACUUCAAGUGUCUCAGUCUCUUCCUGUCUAUGACGGUGAUUGACGUCAACUUCCUGCGGAAGGUGCUGCCCCCAACAACAGAGCCUGGUUUUUACGAUUACCUGCGGGACAUCGACACUUCAGCAGUUACACUGCGGGCUGUACCUGAGGGAUCAGUUGUCUUUCCAAAGGUAACGGAGUGGGUCUGGGUGUGGAGGGACGAGUGUGACCUCGUGGCCACCAAUGCAGCCAGGUUCAGGCUGGCUGCUGGACCAGGGAAGCGGCUGCUGGAGUUCGGCUUGAGGAGAGCACAGGGCCCGGAUGGAGGCCUCUCAGCCUCAAGAUACUCCUACAUUGGAGGGUUUGACGGCACUAGUAAUGUCAUCGCUGGGAAACUGUAUGGCAUUCCACUGUUUGGAUCCAUGGCGCAUUCUUACAUCGCUUCUUUCACUUCAAUGUCAGAAGUCAAGGUUCAGCAGACUUUGAAACCUGCAACUGAGGGAGAGCCGGAGGUGAAUUUUGUCUCUCUGUGCGAGAAGUGGCUCUUUCAGGUCUGCCACCUUCUCCAAAUGCCUCAGAAUCGAACCAAUUCCUCUGAGUUUGCAGCCUUCAUCUCCUAUGCCAUGACUUACCCGGGACACUUCAUCGCCCUGGUCGACUCGUACAGUGUAAUGAGGUAGAGAGUGGAGUUGGUCAUUUUUCUUGUGAGAUAUCCACUUGACACAGUCUGUUACAAUGGUGGCCAGACAGCAGAUCAUCUCAAACAGUAACCGCGGGGUUGGGGGGUUGGUGACUGGCCAGCUCAUCAACUAGAGCUUGGGGAGCUCCU